This is a messenger RNA of Nothobranchius furzeri (turquoise killifish), 2173 nucleotides long. RefSeq names its product solute carrier family 23 member 1. Gene Ontology annotation, biological process: transmembrane transport. Gene Ontology annotation, molecular function: transmembrane transporter activity. NCBI's taxonomy places the organism in Eukaryota, Metazoa, Chordata, Actinopteri, Cyprinodontiformes, Nothobranchiidae. Gene Ontology annotation, cellular component: membrane. The record is from RefSeq and is a predicted model, not a curated record.
GAUCUUCACUCCCCUUCCUUCUGUCCCGUUUACUUCUACCGCAGUACCACAGCAAUAUAACAAUAAAGUUAUUUUCUUUUAUGAACUUGUUUUACAGAUGGACUUCUACAACAGCUACAUGUUUUAUGGUGGAGUUGCGAUGGCUCUCGCGGAAGGAAGCAAUGGGUUGGACAAUCCUGCAUUUGAUUUUUUGUCUGACACUGCAGAUGGAUGAACAAAACAACGAUCAACUCAAAACAAAGACGGAUAAAAGUUGCAAGGUUCAUCGUACGACAGACAUGGACAAAAACAAACCAGCUUAUUGUGUAACGGACGUCCCUCCUUGGUAUCUUUGUAUUUUCCUGGCUGUUCAGCAUUACUUGACAGCUUUUAGUGGGAUCAUCUCCAUCCCUCUCAUUCUGUCAGAGGGUUUGUGUCUGCAGCACGACAGCCUGACCCAGAGUCUGCUCAUCAACAACAUCUUCUUUGUCUCUGGUAUCUGCACAGUCAUGCAGGUCAUCUUUGGUGUCAGGCUUCCCAUUCUACAAGGUGGCACUUUUGCCUUAGUGACUCCAGCCAUGGCCGUGUUGUCCACGCCACAGUGGAAGUGUCCUGCUUGGACCCAGAAUGCCACUUUGGUCAACACCUCCUCUCCUGUCUUCAUAGAAGAGUGGCAGACUCGUAUGAGAGUACUGCAGGGCUCCAUCAUGGUGGCCUCUGUCCUCCAAAUUCUUGUCGGCUUCUCAGGGUUUAUUGGCUUCCUCAUGCGCUUCAUUGGACCUUUAACCAUUGCCCCCACUGUCUCGCUCCUUGGUUUAUCCUUGUACACCUCAGCUGGAGACAAGGCUGGCAGCCACUGGGGGAUUUCUGCUAUGACCACAGCCCUGAUUAUCUUGUUCUCUCAGUACCUCCGUCUCAAUCCCCUCCCUGUUCCUGCGUACAGCAAAACCAAGAAACUGCACACCUCAAAGUUCUAUGUCUUCCAAAUAAUGCCAAUUCUGCUGGGCCUUGCUAUCUCGUGGCUAGUGUGCCACCUCCUUACCGUCUUUGAUGUCCUUCCGUCUGAUCCUGCUCAUUAUGGUUAUCUGGCUCGAACUGAUGUGAAGGGAGACGUUGUAAGUGAGGCCUCCUGGUUUCGACUGCCUUAUCCUGGUCAAUGGGGAACUCCAACUGUGAACCUUGCAGCUGUGGUUGGCCUUUUGGCUGGAAUAAUAUGCUCCAUGGCAGAAUCUGUGGGUGACUACCAUGCAUGUGCCAGGCUGGCUGGGGCCCCUCCUCCUCCAAAGCACGCCAUCAGUCGUGGAAUUGGCAUUGAAGGGAUCGGUUGUUUGUUAGCAGGAGCCUUUGGCACAGGCAAUGGCACCACCUCUUUCAGUGAGAACGUGGCAGCUCUAGGUAUCACCAAAGUGGGUAGUCGAGCUGUGAUUCUCUUGAGUGGACUUUUCAUGAUUUUAUUGGGGAUGUUGGGCAAAAUUGGAGCCAUCUUCACAACCAUCCCCACACCUGUCACUGGAGGGAUGUUUCUGAUCAUGUUUGGAGUCAUCGCUGCUGCAGGAAUUUCCAAUCUGCAGUUCACAGACAUGAACUCUUCUCGGAACAUCUUCGUGUUUGGGUUCUCCGUGUUUUCGGCACUUGCCAUUCCCGACUGGAUCACGAGGAACCCUGAGUUUCUAGAAACAGGUGUCAAAGAGGUGGACCAAGUGUUGCGUGUAUUGUUGACCACCCAUAUGUUUGUAGGAGGGUCCCUUGGCUUCUUCCUUGAUAACACAAUCCCUGGGACUAAACAGGAAUGCGGACUUCAAGCCUGGGAUAAAGCACCUCUUGAAGAUUCCCUGUCAUCUGAAGAGGUGUACGACCUCCCGUUUGGGAUAACUUCCUGCCUCCAAAACCAGUCCUGGGUUGGCUACAUCCCUUUUUGCCCAUGGAAACGUCCCACGUGUACGCUCAGUCCAGGAGAGCUGCCCCAGAGCCGAGGGAAUAAGUGCAGCACACGAUUCUAAACCGAGAAAAAUCUAGUUUUAGUUUCAAAAGGUCACAGACAUUUUAUAAGACUUUUUAUUAUUUUAUUUAUUACUGGUUGGUUGGUGUUAAAAUCAACGGAAGAAGAUUAAUUUGACUGUAAUCUGAACCCAGUUUUUGUCCUUUUAUAAAUAUGUUCAGUUUAUUAAAUAACAACAGCACUUCUGCUCUCUUA